AUGACCAUGAGCACCUCAACCGAUGCGGGCACCGGCGGCGGAAGCGGCAGCAAGGGCAGCAAGGGCAGCAGCGCCCACGACGACACAGACAUCCACUUCGGCCCCUUCAAAGUAACCAACCAAGUCUUUCUGCGAACCCCUCACUCUUUCGCCCUGGUGAACCUCAAACCUUUGCUGCCAGGGCACGUCCUCGUCUGCCCCCUGGUGCCUCACAAGCGGUUGACGGACCUCUCGUCCAGCGAGAUUACCGACCUGUUCUCCACGGUGCAGGUGGUGCAGCGGAUGUUGGGGCGGUAUUACUUUGACGACGGCAACGAGAGGACCCAGAGGAGGCAGAGUUUAGAGAGGGGUAACUGGAACGACGAUAGGAAGUUGUUGCAAACAGGCGGCUCCUUCAACAUCGCCGUGCAAGACGGCCCGGAAGCCGGCCAGACGGUCGGGCAUGUGCACGUGCACGUCAUCCCGCGGAUUCGCAACGUGAGCGCCAAGGAUGCGGAGACGCCGUCGGACGAGCUGUACGAGUGGAUGGCGGAGGAGAAGGGGAACGUGGGAGGGGCGUUGUGGGAUAGGGAUAAUGGGCAUGGUAACGGUGAUGGUGAUGGUGGGCAUGGUCAUCUUCAGCACAGCAGUACUUUCGGGCAGCAGCAGCAAUCUGAGGAUGUUGCCGCGCCUGGACAGCAACAACAAACAAACGGGAGCGAUGUCCAAAAGAAAGAGGUGGAGGCACUUUUGGAAAAGGAGGAGAAGGGCAUGGCGGGACUCCAGGCAAGACCAAAGCCGGGAGGAAGUUUCCCUAGCAUUGAGGAUGCGGCGAGGACGGCGAGGGGGAUGGAGGAGAUGGAGAGGGAGGCGGCCGAGUAUAGGAGGGUUUUGGAGGAGAUGGGGAUAUUGAGUGUAUAG
Sordaria macrospora k-hell is the source of this 900-nucleotide messenger RNA. RefSeq lists its product as uncharacterized. NCBI's taxonomy places the organism in Eukaryota, Fungi, Ascomycota, Sordariomycetes, Sordariales, Sordariaceae. Gene Ontology annotation, molecular function: catalytic activity. The record is from RefSeq and is a predicted model, not a curated record.